AUGACAACUAAUAUUAAUCUGCACACUACAUUUCUGGAAGUUAAAAAUAACUUUGAGAAUUACUUUGACACAUUCAUCAAUCUAUUGCAUCAAAACCAACCGGAAAGUCUUGGAUUAGUCAGAAAGCAUGUUCAAGAUAUAACAUCGUAUAACUUAAGUAGUGGAAAACGAAUUCGAGGCAUACUAGUUGCAUUAUCCUACAUCGUCUUCAGUAAAGAAAACGAUUAUGCAAAGGAAAUGUUAUCUUUCGCUUACUUCAUUGGUUGGUGUAUUGAAAUGCUGCAUGCAGGAUUUCUUAUUUUGGAUGAUAUAAUCGAUAAUUCUACACUAAGACGUGGUCAACCCUGUUGGUAUCUGACACAGUUAAAUUCGGGUCGUGGACUAAUUGGUGUCAACGAUGGCUUACAUUUAAUUUUAUCAUCUAAGUAUUUGAUCCAUUCUAUAUUUGCACAAAAUCAGAAUGGUAAUAGUCUACCUGUAUGGAAGAGUAAAAGUGAUGUAUAUCUUAAUUUAUGCAAACAAUUUGAUGAAAUUAGUUACAAUACCUGUUGUGGUCAGUGUCUGGAUAUAUUAUCAUCCAAUCCAAAAAAUUUGUGUACGCAUGACAGUGAAGAAUUAGAUCAAUUUUUGCAGAAUUAUUCAACGCCUAAUUUUGAAGCAAUAACAUAUUGGAAGACUGGGUUUUACACUUUUUACCUACCUGUUGCCUGUGGAAUGAUUUUGGCAGAAGUUGAAUCACAGGAUGUUUUCAGCGAAGUUCAGCAUAUCCUUCUGCAAAUGGGUAAAUACUUUCAAGCACAGGAUGAUUAUUUAGAUUGCUUCGGUGACAGUGAAAUUACAGGAAAAGUAGGCACUGAUAUAGCAGAAGGCAAAUGUUCUUGGCUGAUUGUGGAGGCUUUGAAACAUCUUUCAACUGAUCAGCUUAAAAUACUUCAGGCGAAUUAUGGCAAGUCUGAUGCUAAAUCACAAGAAGUAGUUCGGAAUUUGUACAAUGCAGUCAAAUUGCCAGAAAAGUUCCGUCUAUACGAAGAAGAAGUCAGAGCGGAAAUCAUGACAAAUAUUCAAAAAUUUGUAUAUAAAAAUAACUCUUCUUAUGAUCCUCGUGAACUGUUUACUUUUAUUGUAGACUUACUCUUUCAGCGUUCUUCUUAA
Messenger RNA from Trichobilharzia szidati, 1152 nucleotides. The record is from the annotation of a GenBank genome assembly. NCBI's taxonomy places the organism in Eukaryota, Metazoa, Platyhelminthes, Trematoda, Strigeidida, Schistosomatidae.